ACCUUUGACGUAGUAGUUGCAACGUCGGCUGCACGUCUGCUUCUCGUGGUUGUGCUUGUGUAGACCCCUUCAACACGGGGCUAACAAAUGUCGUGUGAAGGAAUUAUUCAGUCUCAGAAAGACAGCGGGCAAAUUGAAGACGUCAAUGCAAAGACAGAAGACAGUGAAGCAUACUUUCAAAUAAACUUGAAUUACAAGUGUGCAGAUAUUUGCCAGGACGUUGAUUUUAAUAACCAAGAUGUCUCGUCUCCACUCAUCAAUAUACAGAAUGUGCGUUUAAUUCCGACAAAUUCGCCUGAGCAGGAAAAUUCUGAUUGUAAAACCGCCGAAUUACUGGUUCAGGAUACCGGUAGUUGUUCUGGCGAUGUAUGGUUGAAAUCGAACGUGGCGAAUGAUAUUGACUGUCUUCUGAGGAGUGAAUCUACAAAAACCGCCUGUAGAUUAAGCGCAGAGAGUAAUAAUGCUGUUCAUGCAGACCUUACUCGUAAAAAGUAUGUUGUCACGACCUCAUCAGAUGGACUUUUGUCAUUCGACCUGCUUGCAGAUUUACCAGAAAAUACAGAAACUCCUAGCAAUAGUCAAAACAACAGUGAUAGAAUUUUGACUUCACCUGAAGAUGAUGCAGGCUCGGUUACGACAUUAUUGGAAAGAGGCGAUGACUUGGAGCAGGGAAGACUGACAGUACCGGACAGAAAAAAGCGUAGAAGCGACUUAGAUAAUUCAUCUGUGCAGAUUGUUGCCCUUUCAUUAUCCGACACAGGAAGCGAAUGUUCAGAGGAAUCUUAUGCGAAAGAGAAAAGCAUAGUUAAAGACUUGACUUGUAAAAUUGCCUUCCAGGACGUGUUGAAGGACAAACUCGAAUGCCAAAAUGGCCCUGUUUGCAGGAAAUACGGAACAGAAUUUGAUACUUCUAAAGAUAUAGAAGAUUUGUCGGAAUUUAAUUUGUUUACGUUUCCUGUCGAUUCAGUAUUUCAGAUUGAUGCUAAUGAUGACGUUAACAAUUUGCACGUUUCAUCUGAUCACGAGGAAGAUGAAAACAUAACAUUAGAGAAAGUCGAAACAGAAGUAACUAAAACGUGUGAGGCACAACCGAUUACAAUACUCACAUCCUCAUUGUCAAGUAAUGAAAUUUCCAAUACGCGGGAAAAGCAUGCGAAGAAUUCGGACACCGUCGAAGGUGAAGAGAACUUUGUUGCCUUUAGUACGACAGGUCAAGCGUCUCGGGAGCGAAAAUCGCAUAAGCAAGCCACUAUUUCAUCACAGAGAAUGCUAUCAGAAAAUGUACGUUUUCCCAGGAAGAAGACAGUAGUUACAAUUUCUACAGAUAACACCAAAAAUACUGCAGACAUUCCGGUAGUUAUUGACACUUCUUGUGAGGGACAAGUUUUUACAGGAAAAUCAGCGAAGUUAUUAGACGUUGUCUCACUGUGGAAUACCGAAAAAGCAAAUAGUUCUGUACCGUUCAAAGGAAGUAAUACAGGACACGCUCCAAAUGACGAAUAUCCUGUACAGCUUCCCACAGAAGUAGAAAGUAGUAGUAGAAGUGGUGUGUUGAAGACCUACAGCAAAUCUGCACAUAGUGAAGAUUCAAAACCUGGCGACCAUGUAGUUGAGCAAGCUUUGGCAGAAAUUGGGAUUUCAGCAGAGGAUUUGUCUCCUAUCACUACGGAGAACGAUCAAAAGUUAUGGGUAUGUCCUGUCAAAUCAUGCAACAAGAUAUUUCCCAGAUUGUGUAUGCUCCGCAUCCACAUACUCUGCCAUUAUGGAAUAAGGCCAUACAAGUGUGACUAUCAGGGGUGUGAAUGGUCAUUUUACACUUAUUUCAAAUUAAAGAGACAUAAAGAAACUCACUUAAAGAAAAAGGACUACAUGUGUCCAGUGGAUGGUUGUGGACGAUGUUUUACUACUAUUUACAACUUGAAUACACAUGUAAAAUUACAUGAGCGUCCCGCAGUAAUGGUUUGUCCUGUUGAAUCCUGUGGUGCAAGAUUUCAAACAAAAAGAAGCAUGGAAGUUCAUAUGAGAACUCAUGAUAGUCUUCAUGCUCCAUACAAGUGCCCAUUUGAAGGUUGUGGCAAGCUAUAUUAUUCAUCAAAUUGCCUUCACUCUCAUUCUCGUGUUCAUCUGCAUAAAGAAGAAGAACUGCGCUGCCCAUGGGAAGGUUGUGGAAAGCUAUUUGAUCAACCUUGUAGACUAAAAGCUCACAUGAGGAUACACACUGGUGUCAAGCCAUAUAAAUGCACAUUUAAGGACUGCACCUGGGCAUUUGAAAGUGCAAGCAAACUGAAGCGCCAUCAAUAUAAGCAUACUAAUGAAAGGAAAUACCACUGUAUGAUGGAUGGAUGUGGCAAGUCUUUCUUACGAUCAGAACACUUAAAGGAACACACACUAACACACAUGCCAGAAAGAACUUUCAAAUGCCCUGUUGAAAAUUGUGGCCAGAAAUUUUCAGCAAAGAGUAGUUUGUAUGUUCAUGCUAAAAAACAUAAUGCUUCAAAAGGUGACCAGCAAGCAAAAGCAACUUUUUGUUGCCCCAUUGAAAAGUGUAAUCGCAGUUAUUCAAUGAAAUCUAGUUUAAGGCAACAUAUGCUGAAAAUCCAUACACCAGUUUUAGAAGAUACCACCCAGCUAGAGUACAUAACGUUAUUAACAUCAAAUGAUGACAGUGGCUCAUUAGAAGGUCUCGAAAUGCUCUCUGAAGAUGGACAGCUUACGUCACCUGGUGGAAACACAUCAGCAAAAGGAAUGAACAUUUUACCACCUCCAUCAUCCCUUAUAACUGCUGAAGGACGGUCGGACAUAAAUGAUCUCAUGAACAAAGAUUUUGGGUCCAAAGCAGGGGAAACCAUGACACAAUUUUUACUGGCACCAACAGAAACGGAGAUAACAGCUACCAAUAUUCAGGGUGUGCAAGAUGAUUCCGGAACAGAGGUCAUAUCAGAUACUUGCUUUAUAGUAACAGCAGCCAGCAUGCCUGUGCCACUGACAGAGGAAACAGUAGUAACAUCAGAAUUCCAUGAGGAAGAAUCCUGCAAAGGAUCUGCACGAACUGAUUUUACAUAUGAAGAUAUAUGUACAUGGAAGAAGCAGAGCAUGAAUCUAGAGGAAGAUGCAGCUUCCAGCUCCAAUGACAGUCCACUGAAGCAGGCACUAAACCCAGAGGUGUGUGCCUCUGAUCCAGAACUGUCUCAAAUUGUUCUUCAGGAUGAAACACUGAAUAUCCAAGUUGACACACAAGAAGAUAAUCUAAUGACAAUAAGUGAUACAUACGGUGAAUAUCAAGUACUAAUUCUUGAGCAACAAAGAAAUGUGAAACAAUUUUCAGAAUCAACAAUUAAUUUGAGAGAUCUUCAAUAAUUAAUAGUAAUUAAGAAACUACAGCUGCAAAGAAGUUUAAGAAGAAAUCAAUUCGUACUGAAUACAACCAAAAAGGGACCAAUGUGUUUACCAAAACAAACACAAUGUGUUACUAGUUUCCUAACAUAUUCACAUGAUAAUGGACAUUCUCUUUAAUUAAACACAAUUUCCACUGAAUACUCAUGUGUUUAUUCUAUGUAUUAGUGAUAUUGAAAUGAUUGAUUGUUUUUCCACCUUUGUAUACAUGCAUGUGAAGCGACUGUUCUAUGUACUUUGACAACUACAAUGUUUGCAAA
Messenger RNA from Schistocerca piceifrons (Central American locust), 3653 nucleotides. RefSeq lists its product as uncharacterized. NCBI's taxonomy places the organism in Eukaryota, Metazoa, Arthropoda, Insecta, Orthoptera, Acrididae. The record is from RefSeq and is a predicted model, not a curated record. The coding region runs from base 88 to 3357 and encodes 1089 amino acids. Gene Ontology annotation, molecular function: transcription coregulator activity. Gene Ontology annotation, cellular component: nucleus. Gene Ontology annotation, biological process: regulation of transcription by RNA polymerase II. The transcript is spliced from 12 exons.